Molecule: messenger RNA, 996 nt
Organism: Entamoeba invadens IP1
Lineage: Eukaryota; Evosea; Mastigamoebida; Endamoebidae
Exons: 1
Molecular function (GO): guanyl-nucleotide exchange factor activity
Source: RefSeq, a predicted model, not a curated record
AAUAUUAAUUGGAGCGGGAUGAAAGAAUUUUCGGAAGAGUUUAAAAAUCGAUUUGAGCCAAUUUUGAUUGUAACACAAAAACUUGUGGCCGAGAUGGAUAGAGCGUACUCAGACCCUGUUAUCGACGAGGAGGAAAGGUCGUGUGUCGCAAUGGGAAGCAUCAUAGAAAAAUACGUUGAGAGCUUGAGGGUCUACCUGAGCUACAUUUUGAACUGUCCGUAUUUUGUGAGUAGGUUCCCAGUCUUUUCGUCAUCAAAAACCUUAACUGACAGUUUGAUAAUUAGCAUCAGCAUUUACAUCAACAAACAAAAGAAGGCAAACACUGGAAAUGUUGUGACGCAGUUGUUACCGAUAUCAACUUACUUGAUAGCUCCACUUUCACAUUUCUCCGUGUAUCCAGAGUUGAUGAGGGAUCUUGCCAUGAACAUAUCCGAAAAACAUUUUGAUUACGAGGCGAUAAAGGACUCACUGGAGAAGAUCGAAAACACGGAGGAAGAACUAGAUAACCAAAAAACUCUUGUACAACGAAGAGAAAGCGCGGUUUAUUUACAAAGUUUGUUUAUAAAGAAACUUACGUUUGAUGAAAAAGAAGGACAAAACGAAGAAGUUGUCUUCUUUGGGAUGCUUAGAAAUGUUGACGUCGAAAAGGCCAAAACGCACGAAGAACCAAAGGUCUGUUUCUUGUUUAAGAAUAUCUUCGUGGUCUGUAAAGUCAAAAAUUACCAAGGGAAGGUGCUUGAUAAGAAGGGAAUGAACGCAAAGUUCUACCAAGAGUUCUAUGGUUUCGACACAACGGUAUUAACAGGGUUUGGGCUUGAAGAAGUGGAUAGAGCGUUUGUGACAGAGAACCUUACUGUUGCCCUCAUUGGAGAGAUCGAAAACAUUAAAAAUGGGUUUAUGGUUGGGCUUGGUACGAGGGUUUUCAACUUUUCUGCGCCGUCUCCUCUUCAACAACGUCAGUGGUGUGAUGUUUUUAUAAAAAAUGCGAAGAUAUAA